AUGGGUGGAGUGUGGGAGCGGAUGAUUGGGAUUGCUCGUAGGAUACUCGACUCAAUGCUCAUGGACUUACAUUCAAAACAUCUUACUCAUGAAGUAUUGACGACCCUUAUGGCCGAAGUAUGUGCCAUCGUCAAUUCCAGGCCAAUCGUCCCAGUGUUGUCAGACCCAGAAGCCCCUAUGAUUCUCAGCCCAAACAUGUUGCUGACUCGGAAGACUUACAACAUUCCGACAGAUUUUGGACCAUUCAGCAUCAAGGAUAUGUAUAAAUCCCAGUGGCGCUGUGUCCAACAUCUUGCUAAUAUUUUCUUGGACCGCUGGAAAAAGGAAUACCUACAAACACUUCAAGUUAGGCGUAAAUGGCAAAAAACCUUACCUGAUCUCUGUGUAGGAGACAUUGUUCUUGUGAAAGACUCAAGCACUGCAAGGUGUGAGUGGCCGCUUGGAAUCAUUACUAACGCAAUCAAAAGUGCUGACGACAAAGUGCGUAAAGUGGAGGUGAAAAUAGUCAAGGACGACAAAUCCAUGACAUACACAAGGCCAAUAUCAGAACUGGUUCUUUUGAUUCAUGAGGACUGA
Molecule: messenger RNA, 576 nt
Organism: Saccostrea cuccullata (small rock oyster)
Lineage: Eukaryota; Metazoa; Mollusca; Bivalvia; Ostreida; Ostreidae
Exons: 1
Coding region: 1-576 (191 amino acids)
Source: RefSeq, a predicted model, not a curated record